GAUAAGAAGUUUCAGUGGCAGUCCGCUUGUGGCGUUAAGUCGCUUCGAUUUCAAUCUCUCUUCAGUUGAGCGGGUAGUGAAAUAGAAAGGGAAUUUGCUAAAGUGAGAGUGAAUGUGAAAUAAUUUAAAGGAAGUUACGGAUGCUGAACGAUAAAAAUCAAAAAAGUGUUUAAAUAUAUUGUUACAUAUUUGGAAUAACAGUAUUCAAGUGCCAAAUUUAUAAAAAUGGUGAAAGCAAAUAAAUAAACUAAAAAGGAAUAAAUAAAACUAAAAUAAAUAAAUUAAGAAGAUUUAAAAGAGUCAAAAUGUCAAAAGUGAAGCUUUAUCAAGUUGUGGUGUUACUUAAACUGCUGAGCUUCGUAUGUAGCAGCGGGUUUACAGUGGAUCCUAACAGCGAUCAAUAUCAACUAAUGCAGCGUUCGUCAAUCAUCUUCGGCCUAACAGUUAUCAGUCAUCCGGAUAUGGUAAGCCACAGCUGUUAUACACAAUUGCAGGAGACACAGAAGGCUAUGCUAAUGCAACAGCCAUGGGCCAUGAAGAUGUACGAUGCGUCAGGCUUUCGGGAGUCCGGCUUCAUAUUGGGCAAUGGCAUCUGGUUGGGCAGUCGCAACACUUGUAAUGCUGUUAAAACUCCCGCCAAACUGAAGAUAUCCACAUAUAUACCACACAGAAUGAAUACGAAAAUAAUGACAGACACAGCACCAUUCCCCACGGACUAUCGCGUGGUCAACUUGUGGCAUAAUUCCACAUGGCAAAUUGAUCCGGUAUAUCCCUUCUAUGAACCAUGCAUAAUGAUCGGUUUAUGUUUGCCGAGCGCUUGCUCAAUACCCGAGAUCGGUCAACUAAUGGCUAUUUAUGUGGAGCAUGAUUUAUUCGUCUCGAAUGAUAUUUAUAAUAUGCGCAUGCGUGUUGAGAGUGUGAAAGAUUUUAAACUGCGUGAUGGCUUCUUUUCAAGACCUUCAACAAUGUUGUUUAUUGGCUUCUGGUUAAUGACACUGCUGUUGUCAGUACUCGCUUUGAGGCGACACAUGAAGCGUAACAGCGAAAUGGUUGAGGUGCUUGGAAAUAGCACGAAGACCGAAAAGUAUGAAAGAACGAGUGUUCUGUCAAAUACGAAGAGUCAAACCUUUACACAACUUUCGGAUAAUGGAAUUGUUGAUUAUUUCAAUGUAGAAAAAAAUUGGGAGUUGCUCUUCCCAACGGAAGGCACUGCAACGGGUGGCACUGAAGCUUUUCCAGCGGUUAAUGGUUUACGUUUUUAUGGCGCAAUGGGCGUGGUAUUUUUCCAUCUACUUAUCAUCAGCUAUCCAGCAUCGACUAAUAAGUCGGAGAUUUACAAAUUAGCGAAUGAUGUUGGAAAUUUCGACAUUUUCGUGGAUUUGUUUUUUACAAUAAGUGGCUUCUUGCAAACAUACCAUUUCUUCCAAGAUACUAAGACCAUUAAAAGAAUACGCCAUAAUGGUUUAAUGAUGAAUACGAAAGUGGUAUUUAUGUACAUAAUGCAUCGUUUGAUCAGAUUGGGUCCACUAUAUGCACUCGUUAUGUGCCUAUCCGAUGUUGGAGCGCUUAUAAUAGACGAUAUGACGGUUUUCCCGAUUAGUAAACGUAUAAACGACAACUGCGAGAUGUAUUGGUGGCGCAAUGUGCUCUUCAUACAAAAUCUCUUCGAUCACCACGAUUUGUGCAUGUAUUGGACGUGGUCGUCAGCGUGCGAUAUGCAGUUCUAUAUCUUCAGCAUAAUUCUACUCUGCAUCUAUGUGAAACACCCCAAAGUGGGGAAGGCGCUUACUUUAGCCACAGUCGUAGCUAAUAUGAUAUAUACCUUCUUUACCGGCAUCAAUUUGAAUUACAUGUUUAGAUUGGAGACAACAGCGGUGCUCUUCACGGAGCUCUACAUGAAUCCGCUGUCACGUGUACUGGCCUAUGUAAUUGGCGGCUUGGCCGGUUGGUUUUUCGUACAAAAUCAACAGAAGCAACUCUAUGCGAACUUCUUUCAAAAUCAAUCGCUACAAGAGUUUCUCGGCUAUUUGUCCAUCAUUGCCUUCUUCACAUGCAUUUUGUCUAGCAUGCCAGAAGGUUACUCAGCGGUCUCCUAUGUGAUCCUAUUGACCAUCCAACGUAUCGUAUUCUCCUCGAGCGUUUGUUGCUUGAUAUUCGCAAAUGCAGCGGGCAGCGUGAAAUGGUUCUUUGCUAUAUUGGAGAAUCCCAUAUUCAAGAAAUUUAAUCAAAUCACUUAUGCGAUGUUCUUGCUAAAUCCAUUGCCCAUGGCACUACUGACAAGCAUGAAUAAUACAAGUCGCAAUUCUGGUCCAUAUAAUUUGUUUAUCGAAUAUAUUGGCAUUUGCGUGUUGCUGUACUUCAUCUGCACAAUCUUCACAUUGUUUUUCGAAGUACCCUAUAAGAAUAUAUCUAAAAUGCUAGUGCAACGCAACAAGGUCAAGAUAAACUAAGUGUGAAUUGUGAAGGAUUUAAGUCUAAGCUUACAAACGAGUUAUAUUAUGUAUGCCAGAAAGUAUAAAUAAUAUAUUUAAGAUUUUUUUUAAAUUAUAAUUAUAAUAAAAAUGUAUAAAGGGUG
This is a messenger RNA of Zeugodacus cucurbitae (melon fly), 2575 nucleotides long. Its product is annotated as O-acyltransferase like protein. Gene Ontology annotation, molecular function: acyltransferase activity, transferring groups other than amino-acyl groups. Lineage: Eukaryota; Metazoa; Arthropoda; Insecta; Diptera; Tephritidae. Bases 306 to 2450 code for a protein of 714 amino acids. The transcript is spliced from 7 exons. The record is from RefSeq and is a predicted model, not a curated record.